This is a messenger RNA of Amoebophrya sp. A25, 4098 nucleotides long. Lineage: Eukaryota; Dinophyceae; Syndiniales; Amoebophryaceae. The record is from the annotation of a GenBank genome assembly.
AGGAUGUUGACAGUUUCUGUGUAUUGGCUACUUACAAAAAAAAAUCUUAGUGAAGUAUAUCUUCGAUUUUGAUGAGACAUCGUGUGGUGAAACCGUCCCAGUUCGAAAACCACGCACCACUAGUACCGACGCUGGCCACAAUCACACUCGUUCACGUUCUGUAUCACUAUUGGUUUAGUUGUAUCGAAAAUUUCCUACGACGAUCAAAAUGCCGUCAUUAUCUUCCACUGCACCUGCCGUUCAUGCGGCUGGAAACGUCGCAUCGAACGGACCAGUCGAGCUGCAAUUUGAAUGCGGCAAGAAAAUAAAGCUCAGUCAAAAAACGCUAUGCCAGAACCUUCCGGCAUUUAAACGAUUCUUGAGCACGACAAUGAAGAGUUGUCAGAAUCGCCGCGUGGUCGACAUGUCUAAGUUGGGCGUGUCUUACGACGAGUUCGUGCUCGUUUUGCACCGCGUUUUCCCGAUGCCGAUUCUGACUCCAGAAGAGGAGUGGAAUUUGCGAAAAAAAUGCGGACUGCUCGCGCUGGACGAUGCAAUCCUUGGACAGGAGUCGUCGGAACAAGUGAAAGAUCAAAUUGAGGGAGAUUGGCUUGUAGCACCACAGGGAAAUGAGCGCAGGAACGACGCUGAUCUCGCUUCCGAUGCGUCUGCAGGGGUUGGACGAGGGUCGGCGUCGGGCCACGCGCUGAGCAGAAAGCGGUCAUCAGCAUUGGAUGCAACUAACGAUGCGGACGGCCCGGUGCAAGCUCCACCAGCUGCGGCAGCAGCCGGCGCCGAUGGGCUGCACGACGCCAUGACCAUUGAUGAUCAGGCUUCCGACGCUGCGAUCGGCGGUCUUUUAGAUGGCGCGUCGACCGCCAAAAGCGCAGGAACUAAACGUCCUCGCACGGAUACCGGAACCGGGCACGAACUGGUCGCCGAAGCCGGGGAGGGAGAUGGCAUGGCGAUGGCGGAAGGUGAUAAUGUGCCUAACAACGCGAGUUCAAUGUUGCUGGACGCAGUCGGUACCCACCACGUUGCCACGGUAGCUCGACCAUUGCGCAGCUAUUUUGCACCGCCAAUGCGAAAUAUCUACGACGUUCUCGACUUCUUCUGGGUUCCUCGCGUCGAUCCCAAGUUCAUUGAGCUCUAUUUCCGACAGAAUUUGAAGUCGGUUUUAACACCUUUCCCGGAAAAACCGGCGAUGGAGCUGAUUUCUCUGAUGAAUUCAUCUGAGACGUGUACUCGUGACGAGCCAUCCAUCAUCGAUCUACACGACAAUGCGGGAGUUUCGCGCGUCCGUAAUCCAGUGGAUUUGAUGUGGCCUGACGAUGUCUUGACUCUUCAUCCGUACCAGCUGGAACUCAAGCAAAAAGAACCGGUCAGGAGCCUUGACAACGCACGAUAUACAAUUGGCCUUCUUGAUUCGACAGGAAAGCGACACAAAAAUGGAUUUAGAGAUAACUGGGCCAUAGGUACGCUCAUCGACAAACUCGUAGAGAAGCGCCCAUUUGCAUCUCGUGACCCUGGUAUGCGAUUCGUGCUUGCCGGCGGUAGCGUUCACAACGCGCUAACAGCAUCUCAGAGGCCGCACCUAAGGCCAGGGGAAACAGCCAAAGCCAGCGCAGAAGCCACAUUCAGGGACUACGACCUUUUCCUUAUCUUGCCACAUAUUCUCUCUCUACCGCCUGAAAAACAAGAACUCGAAGUUCAUGAAUGCUGUCAGUUAGCCAUCGAGCGCGUAUAUUCCGAGAUACAGGACCGCACAGAUCCAGACAUUCCGCUUGGGGAUCGACUCUACCUUCAGUGCAUUCAGCGCUCAGAAUUCGCCAUCACAUUCUACGUGAGCCGGCAAUGUUCUGAAAAAUGUGUGGAGGACAUGAUACCCAUUCAAAUAGUUGGAUGGUAUUCCUCUGUCAGCCAGCUUCUUCAGUCUUGCGACAUCUCAUGCUGCCAAGUCGCAUUGGAUCGCGGCCGCUUCUAUGGGACAAAGCGCGCUGCUACGGCUCUUGCCACAGGAAUGAACGUAGUCAACAUCAACGACCUGAGUCCGCAAUACGUCUACCGGUUAGGGAAGUAUUUCGGUCGCGGAAUGGGAAUCGCAGUGCCUUUGGAUCGAAAGUAUGGCCACCAGAAAAAGCCGGAAGAUAGGAACCCUAAUGACAACAACGGCGCUAAGUUUUGUUCGAGUGACAAGUUUACAGAGAUGAAGAAGCCACAGUACGCUAUGUCGUCACUACUCGCUUUUUUUGACAAAUACCUGAUUGAAAAAACGCGUGCUGCCUACCAAAUUUACGACAACUACGAGCGGCAGGUUGCCGCUGCAGGCGCCUCCGAAGCGACGAAGCAAGCCGCAAAUCAGGAGUUGCGGCAGGUACGUCAAGCUGCACAUGCAGCGUACAUGGAAAAAACAACGAUUCUUGAACGUGUGAUCCUGAUGGCCUUGAAGCGCCAGCAGAACGACUGCUUGAGUGUAUGCCCGCGUGGUGAGAAAGUUUACGACCAGCCAGCGUGCGAUGCAGCGCACUCGCGCAGACACUAUCCUGUGCACAGACUGCAAUCGAGCGAAACUUUUCCGAGCCCACCGGAUGACCAGACGCGACUGCCGCUCUCAGGAGAAAUAAGCACCAACAUCAACAUGAGUUUGCCUAUCGUGAAUCGAUAUAUGGAAGCUAACGACAUAGGAUGCUGCCAUGCCGCUAGUGCAAGACAGUCAGGUCGCUGGUACUUACCUGUUAACUACAGGGUUUGAGCUGUAGUGCUUCUGCAUUUUCGUUGGACUUGGACUCCAUUAUUGGUACCUUGAACAGAAAAUAGAUCCGACUUCACCAGUUAAUAAUUGUUGGAUUCAUUUGGUCUGUUCAUAAAGCUGAUAGAUGAAAAUUUUUUACCUUUCGAUGAAUUGAUAGAUAUUGUUGAUAACCCUAUGUCUAUGUCAUGCUGCAAUGUGACCACUAUCAUAGGAGAGAAAAUCAAGGAGGGUGGGAGUCGCGCGGGUUUUUUUCUGCUCGUCCCAAUCCCCUUUUGGAGCGUAUGGAAACUCGACGAGCAGCUUUAUCUUUUGAGGAGGGCACGAGUUGCGGCGCAACUUUGAGUGGCAAAUCAGCAGACGUUGCAUUUGCGACCUAUUGUCGCGUCCUCAAGAGCCAAAACAGGGAACGGGUUACCAUCGUUGGCUUGCGGCUCACAUUAUGGAGGAUAGUUUUUGUUGUAUGUAACUAAUUACUUUACUUAUUCUUAAUUUGUUUGGCGAGCUGCAAAUUCAACUUCAACAUGUGGGUUCGCGUGACGAAGACGAUGAGUUUACAAUGAUGAAAGAAGCAAGUCGACGGUUCAUCACCUUGGCUUGGAUAACAACUCCCCUCCUUCAUGUAAGCACAUCCUUCGUCCCGAGAGUGGCAAUGUUCGUGAUGUUGUCGAAGGAGAAGAUGACUCGAUUGUGCGAAUUCCUUUACCACGUAAUUGGACAGAUACAAUAGCUCAUUUUCAGCAUGAGACAGAAUGGCCACUCCAAGUAGUCCCAAAGCAUCUGCAGGGGCCUUUCCGAUUGAAACACCGCGACGGCAAGGGCAGCUUUCUCAAACGAGAACCCGCUGAGGUCAUCGCCAGCAAGCAGUGGGGGAGCAGAAAUAUUCACCCACCGGUGAACGAAGAAAUGCGAGAGAAGCUUCUGCUGCCAGAACUCGAGUAAGAAGCAACCCUCGAAGAAGAUUUUCAAGGGAAGGACUGAAGAUAAAAUUUUGUCGAGAUAGGCUUCAACGAAGACUGAUGUCUUGUACUGAUCAAGCGAUGCAAGGAUCAGAAAAUGCUGAACAAGGUCGAACGCCACUGAUCCAGAAAAGGUUUAGAUUCAGCAUGCCACGUAAAAGGUUCCCUAUUCGACGAAUAAGAUUCUUGCUCGUAAGUACCCCUGUCACACGACAAAAUCGAAAAUAUCCCACUUCCAAGAAGUUUCGUGGAGCGGCAGCAAGACGAUGUUGUUUGAUUUUUAGCCGCAUAAACUUGUGUUAUUCCCCUAGUAUGAUUAUGUGACCAUCUACUUCAGGAGUAGAAGUUGUUCGGAUCAUUGAUAUAGAUUUAGAGGAGAUCAUGUUACUGUUUGUCGUGCAUUAUGUGGAG